AUGGCGAGUAAUGGUUUGCAAGAAACUCGUGAGGUAAAUAUUAAUGAAGCAUUAGAGACUAUAAUAUAUCAUGUUAAACGGUUAUUAUCGAUUGACCAUGGAGUUCAUUUUGACCCAAGGUCUACACUGUUCAAUAUACCAAUGAUUGAAAACAGUCAAUUAACAUUUAAAGAAGAUACAUUGUAUAAUGCUUUAAACGCAGCAUUUGCUUAUAUAUUAGGUCAUGAACAAGUACAAAAUAGUGGUAUUGCAAUAUACUUAGAUAAAGUUAUGUUAAAGAAACCAUUGACAUUCACAGAAGAUGGUCCAAAAGCAACUGGUAUUGUUGGUGAUGGAACAUUAUUGACGAAAGAAUACUUAGCAAGUCAUGUCGGAGAAUUUUUCUCCACUAAUGAUAGCAUCAGUACAACACCAGAAGUUAUUUUAUUGAAGAAACCAAUCACAUUUGAUGUUAAAGGAAAGACAAAAGCAACUGGUAUAGCUGGCGAUGGAGUUCUUCUGACUAAGGAAUACUUGAAGAAAAAUAUCAAUGACUUCGUUGAAAUUGUCAAAGAUAAAGAAUCUGGUCUUAAGUUCAACCCUUUAUCAUUCAUCUUUGCCAUAGCAAACGCCGGUGCUACUGCAGCCUCAUGGAUAUCACUCCAGAGUCAAAUAAAUGCUCUUUGGGCUUUUGUUGAAAGUCAAGAAGGUAUAGAUACUGUUCUUGACACUCUGGGUAAUCUUGGUCCAAAUCAUAAAGGAGGUUUUGUGGAUGGAAUAAAAAAUUUAGUUGAAAAGACUAAAACAAGUUUCCAGAAGAUAACUCAUAUAGAAAGAUUCAGAAAUGAAGGUUAUAUGGAACUUGAGAGUUUUGAUGUGACUGGACCUUUGGAACCAAUUCCAAUGCCACGUGAUGCUAAUGAUGAAGAAGAGAAAGAUCCUGGACCAAAAACAAUCAUUUCUACGUUAAGUACUUUGUACCCUGAUUUUGUGACCUUAGUGAAAGUUGCUAAUACAUCAAGAAAGAACAAUAAUAUUAAUAUGUCUG
This is a messenger RNA of Trichomonas vaginalis G3, 1027 nucleotides long. RefSeq names its product keratin-associated protein family. NCBI's taxonomy places the organism in Eukaryota, Parabasalia, Trichomonadida, Trichomonadidae. The transcript has a single exon. The record is from RefSeq and is a predicted model, not a curated record. The annotation marks the transcript as partial.